GGUUCCGGUUCCGGUUCCGGUGGCGGCCCGGUGCGGGAGCGGCGGCGCGAUGGGGCUGAGCGCGGAGGAGGCGGCGGAGCAGGAGGACCGCUUCGACGGGAUGCUGCUCGCCAUGGCCCAGCAGCACCAGGGCGGCGUGCGCGAGCUCGUGAACACCUUCUUCAGCUUCCUGAGGAGGAAGACGGAUUUCUUCACCGGGGGAGAGGACGGAGUAGCAGAGAAGCUGAUCACAGAAGCCUUCAGCCACCACAACAAGCUGGCGCAGAAGGAGCGCAGGGAGAAGAAGGCGCGGCAGGAGGCCGAGCGGCGCGACAAGGCCGAGCGCGCCGCACGCCUGGCCAGGGACGGGCAGCAGCACAGCGAGCCCCGCAUCAAGGAGCUCACAGAGGAGGAGGCAGAGAGGCUGCAGCUGGAAAUCAACCAGAAGAAGGAGGCACAAGGGCAGGGUAACGGUGUCCCAGUGAAACCCUCAGAGGAGGAAGGGGAAUCUUCAGAUUCCAACAAACAGGGAACAGAUGAUGAAGAGGAAGAUGAGAAGGAUAAAGGAAAACUUAAACCCAACUCUGGCAAUGGAGCUGACCUCCCAAAUUAUAGAUGGACACAGACUCUUUCAGAAUUGGAUCUGGCUGUGCCCUUCAAGGUGAGCUUCAGGCUGAAGGGCAAGGACGUGGUGGUCGAUAUCCAGAGACGGCGCCUCAAGGUCGGCCUCAAGGGCCACCCUCCUCUCAUUGAUGGGGAGCUCUUCAAUGAGGUCAAGGUGGAGGAGAGCUCCUGGCUCAUUGAGGAUGGUAAAACAGUCACAGUGCACCUGGAGAAGAUCAACAAAAUGGAAUGGUGGAACAAACUGGUCUCCACAGACCCAGAGAUCAACACCAAGAAAAUCAACCCAGAGAAUUCAAAGUUGUCAGACCUGGACAGCGAAACUCGCAGCAUGGUGGAGAAGAUGAUGUACGACCAACGACAGAAAUCCAUGGGGCUGCCCACCUCUGAUGAACAGAAGAAGCAGGAUAUUUUGAAGAAGUUCAUGGAACAGCAUCCAGAAAUGGACUUUUCAAAGGCUAAAUUCAACUGAGCUCUCCCCUUUCCCCCUUUCAGUCAGCCCAUUGAACGGGGCAGGAUAUGUAUGGUUGGAUAUUCCUCACCUUGGGCAAGUAAAAUCUCAGCAUCCCCCACCCGAGCUUGCUGUGGAGGCACCUGUGUGCAGUCACCCUCAGAGUCCUGGGGAGCAGAAGGCAGGGCCCCAGAGCAGCUCCAGAAGGAAACAUCUGGCACAAUUCCCAAAGGGCAGCGAGGAGAGAAGGAGGGGUUAGAGGAAAAAAGGGGGUUAGGGCUGGGAGAGCCAGACCUGACAGGUUUGGGGAUAAAUCCUCGAGGUAUUGCUUCGCUUGCUCUUUGCCACUGGCAGAGAGCCCGAGAUCUACUCCCUCCUGCUCUCCUGUGAAAAUAAGGGUCAGUUUAUUUUGUAAAAUAAAUCUUUUUCUGCCUCCCUGGGAAGGGAAAAGAGCAGUUGAAAAGCCCAGCUACUGCAGUGGAGACACACCCUGCUUCUCCUUGCUGCUGCUCCUGUUUGUGCUGGGAGCAGCUGGAGCACUCCAGGGCUCCCAGCACAGCUGGAGAGCUCAGCCUGCUGUCCUGGAGCAAGGGGAGGCUGUGGCUGUGGGUGGGAGAGGGUGUGGGGGCUUUGGGGAUGCUGUUGUUGCUGGGAGUGUCUCCUGCCUCUGUUCCCCGAGCCGCGCGGUGUGCGAGCUCCCGCUGACGGGUGGCAUCACUCUGCAUGUUCAUUCUUCCUUAAACUGCAGUGCAACAUAAAGGAAAAGAGUGGAAUGUCUCGG
Parus major (Great Tit) is the source of this 1832-nucleotide messenger RNA. It is a transcript of the gene NUDC, whose product is annotated as nuclear distribution C, dynein complex regulator. The transcript has 9 exons. Gene Ontology annotation, biological process: protein folding. The record is from RefSeq and is a predicted model, not a curated record. Lineage: Eukaryota; Metazoa; Chordata; Aves; Passeriformes; Paridae. Bases 50 to 1072 code for a protein of 340 amino acids. Gene Ontology annotation, cellular component: cytoplasm.